CAGCAGGCUACUUCUAUAUAUAGGAAGGGCGAUGGCAGAUGCAACGUCGCAAGUUCUUGCGCAUAUCCAUGGCUUGCACCGGGACUUUUCCAAGACUCAGGCACACAGUGACUGGCUGUUGCGCUUUCAGCAGUCGCCAGAGGCUUGGGCGGUGGUGCAUGGAUUGCUCACCUCGCAAAAUGAAGAGGUGGUCGUGUACUUUGCCUCGCACACCGUGGUGUCAAAGCUUCAGGCGGGGCAACUCCCUCCAGACCUCAUGGCAUGUCGCCAGCAGCUGCUCACCUGCCUAGCGCGGUUUCGCAGCGGUCCGGCUGCUGUGCGUCGGCAGUUGGUGAUAUCGCUGGUGGAUUGUCAGCUUUGGCGCCCUGCUGCAGAGGACACUCAGUGGCUGACAGACACCCUCGGCCAGCUCUCAGACACUGAAGCGAUGAUCUGCUUAUUGGAGCUGCUCGCCGCGAUUCCCGAGGAGGCAGCCAACCGAAAGGUCAUGGUUGGCGCUGAGAGGCGUGCCUCGUUUGCUGCCAGCAUGCUGAUCCAUAGUAGCAUGGUGCUCGAAGCACUAUGCAAGGCGGCACAAGCCAGUGAGGCCACAGCGAUUCCGGCGGUCCGCGCCUGCGCCAGAUGGCUUCACCUUCAGCAUGCUGAUCCAAGCUUAAGGGCCCAAAAGAAGGCCGCAGCGAGUGGCGGACGCUUUUCAGCUCAGUUGAUCCGUCAAGGUUUGCACGAAAACCCCUUGAUACUUAGAGCAGCGCAGGUCAUCGCCGGCAUCAGCGCAUCCGGUGCGUCCUCGUUGGAGCUCUGCCGAACAUGUGCAGAGCUCCUGAGCGAAGCGAUGGCUUUGACCAAUGAGGUGACUGGGCCAAGUGCACAACUGCUGCUGAAGAUCGUUGAGGGCGUCAUCACUGGCUGUCGUCAAGUCUUUACCAUGGCAGAGGUGCACUUGGUGACCUGGAUGGAAUCGGAUGGCGAGCUGGCCUCGAUGUUGGCGGUGCUCGGCCGCCUCAUGGCGGAACUUGGGGGUCACUUUGUGCGGUUCGUUGUCAGCGAUGGCAAUCUUCCUGCUGUGUUGAACGACCUUUCCACCUUGGCGCAACACUUUGUGCGGUUGCGACACACCGACUUGGCCCGGUGUGGUUUGGAUUUCUGGUACCAGGGCCUGGCUGUGCAUUUGGGCGCCGAGGCCAUCGAGGAAGACCCCUUUGAUGAGGAGGGCGGCGGACAGGCUUGGGCUGGCCAUCGGGACCCCGACGCCGAAACCCACCGGCGAAGCCUGGAGAAGCCCAAGCUUGAGCAGCACAUUCAGGCCAUGGUCCAGGCUCACUGGCAAGCGGUACGAUACCCCGCAGAGCCAGAGCAAGAGGUGAACUUCGAGUGGGAUGACUUUGUGCGUUUUCGAGAGCUUUGCAACAUCAACAUCACAGAAGCCUGUUUGGUGGUUACUCCGCGAUGGAUUAUUGAACAUAUUGGCCAAUUGCUGGAGGAGAUUUGCAAGCAGAAUCCCAUUCCAUGGCAGGAUAUUGAUGCAUGCGUCUUUGUCCUGACUGGUGUGGCAUCACGAGCACCUGCAGGGCAGGAUACCGUGAUCCCGCGGCUCAUUGAGCUUUUGCCACAGCUGCCGUACCCCACCGAGGGCGUCAAGGCUCUGCUGCUGCGGAGCGCUGCUUCGCGCCUGGUGCUGUUCACCUCAGGCUACUUGGCCCUGAAUGAAGGUCCCUGCAAGGCGAUCUUGAAGUUUCUGGCCCUGCAGCACCUCCCGGCCAUCUUGCCCUUGAAACCCGCACAGGAUCCGGACGUCAAGAAGUACUGCGAAGCAUUGGCGUGUGAUGCCAUGAAGAUGGUGAUGACUGCAGCACGGAAGACCAUUGUCGCAGCAGACAAUGGCACUCUGUGGAAAGAAGCAGUGAAUGCUGUGAUUGCCUUGGUCUCCGACGGCCGCUUCAGCGUGGACUGCCGGGCGCAGCUGGUCUUCGGCAUCGGUCAGGUCCUGGCGACGCUGCAGGACUGGAACGAGUUGGAGCAAGCUCUCAGCAUGUUCGUCUCACGUAUGGAAGUGCCCAUUCAGCCGAUCCUCAGCACGUUGCCAUCGGAGCCGUUGGGCUCUCGCGCGGUGAAGACCACCCGCGAUGGCAAGGCCCCGGUGGAGUUGAAGCUCUACAUUGCCUCAGUGUCCAGCGUGUACAACAUGCCUCCGAGGGAUCCUAGCUUGCUGCCGGCAGAUCAUCAUCCAGUCUUGGGAGUCGUGGAGAAACAUUUCGCGACCAUUGAGCGAGUGUGCAUCCAUCAUACCCACUACGAGGAGCUGAUGGAGCAAGCUUGCCUGGCUUUCAGUUACAUCUUGGGAUUUUCCAGGGAGUACGCGCCUACAUCAAAAGUCUUCGUGCCCAUGAUGAAGCUCAUGGCAAGAUGCUGCGAGCAGCACCCGCAGCCUUACUACAUGAGCUUGGUGCGCUCCGCCAUCGGCUUCUUCGCGUCCAACGCGGAGAAUCAGAUGGACGCCGUCCUGGUGGAUCUCACAGGACUCUUCAUUGCUCCAGUGGCCAGGGCCCUUUCCGCGGCCACCAGUGUCCAUGCGGCGGCCAAUGCCAUUGCGCCUCCCAUCAGUGGAGCAGCCUAUGAGAUGAUGGCCGAAGCUGUAAGGCACUGGAAUCUCUCACUCCUAGCGAUCAAUUCGACUCAAUGGAUGCCCGAAGUGCUGGACUGCACCAUCGAGGUGCUGCCGCGCCUCACGGAAGAGGGGCAAGCGAUGUACGAGAGGACCAUCACAGCCAUGCUGCGGUUUCUUCGCAAUGUGCUGCUUUGGGGCGAUCCCGAGACAUCGAAAGGGGACAUGGCUCCAGAGCUUUUGGAACUCCAAAAGCAAGCACAGGGAAUCAUGGUGGAACGGCUCUUGCCAAGAGGCACAGCCUUGCCUCGCCUUAUCCAUAGCCUUUCCAUGCUUCUGGUGGUGUCUGCUCCGAACAAUCCCAGCCGCGGAGAGGUUGUGCCAACGGUGGCGGAGGUGUAUCGGACUUUGUUGGUCGGUCCGUUUGAGUACGUUGCGUCUCAGCAGAUCCCAGCGAGCCUGAAGUCCUUGCCACCGCCAUGUUCGCUGGCACUCGUUGGUGAGUCGGAGGGCCAAAAGCUUCAGCCAAGUAAGAAGGAUGUGCUGUUUUAAAUGUGUUGCCCGCUCCUACUUAAUCAAUUAAGUAAGGGAGAAGUAAGCUACUAGCUACCUAAGCUUCUAGGUAGGACGCAGGAUAGCACUUGCACUAAUGAUUUGGUUCUUAGAAUUUUAGGGGAAACUUUCCUGACUUGUCAGUCAAGCUUGUCUCGAAGUGAAGGAUCUCCCCCUAAAUGUCGUAUCUAUGUUCCCGAGAUCUCUUCCUGUUAUCGUUUCUUCACCAAUACUUCAUAAACCUCACCGGAAGAAACCUUUGCUCCGCUUUCUCUGAGUCAGAGAAGGUGAUGACUCUGGGCAUCUCUGAGUCGGAGAAGGCCUAGUACUGACUUCUGUUCUCCUCUCGAAAUUCUGCACAGGCAUGAGCCACAGAAAGUGUUGCAGCAGCUGAAGAUGGAGAAAGGUGAUUCCCGGCGCUUCACCAAGACCAUCAUCGGUGUGGCCGAGCUGUUCGCUGUUGCGUUGAAGAGAGCGCCCGUCGGAACUUGAAGAGAGCGUUGAUCAUCGUCCAAAAAGCGCGAGCGUUCACAGGUUCCGUGAGAAGAAAAGUCUUUAUGCAUGCCUGCAAUCGCUACUAGGAGAUGGUGCCAGGCAGUGAUCGAGGGAUCUCAUUCCACACCAUGUACUUAUGAUGCUCUCACUGAGAAAAACGAUGGAUGUAGUGUGGAACCAAAUUCUUACAACUCAGGCUUCGAUGCUCAGCGUUCUUGCCCAGAAUCGGCGACUUGGGGACUUGGCAAUCCGAAGACCCUGCUGAACCCCGAUGGCGCAGAGCCUUUUCAGGCUCCAGAAAAAGCAAAAAAGACGCGCGA
This is a messenger RNA of Durusdinium trenchii, 3969 nucleotides long. The record is from the annotation of a GenBank genome assembly. Lineage: Eukaryota; Dinophyceae; Suessiales; Symbiodiniaceae.